Molecule: messenger RNA, 2246 nt
Organism: Ectocarpus sp. CCAP 1310/34
Lineage: Eukaryota; Phaeophyceae; Ectocarpales; Ectocarpaceae
Source: the annotation of a GenBank genome assembly
AAGGCGGUGGUUAUGGACGUCGGCUCUGGCUGGACGAGAAUGGGGCUUGCUGGCCAGGAGAAGCCUUCUUGCGUCUUCCCCACCAUCGUGGGCAGGAUGGACUUGAGAACGUACGACCGAAUCGCGGGCCAGGACGAGAGGGUGUUCGUGGGGCACCACGCCAUCGACGAGGCUAACAAAAGAACCGCCGAUCGCGAGCUGCCCGACAGGAGAGGCCCUAUGCCCAGGCCGAUCUUGCUGCAGCGCCCCCUGUCGGAGGGCGUGGUGACGGACUGGGACGACAUGGAGGAGCUGUGGAGGUUCGGCAUCGAGGACGAGAUGCAGCUGGACGCGAUGGAACACCCCGUGCUCAUGGCCGACUCCACGGCGACGGAGCCUUCGGCGAGAGAAAAGGCCACGGAGGUGCUCAUGGAAACCCUGUCGACGCCCGCGGUACACAUGGCCCUCCAGCCCGUGCUGACGCUCUACGCGUGCGGACCAACUUCCGGCCUGGUCGUAGACAUCGGAGAAUCAGGCACACAGGCGACUCCCAUCUUCGAUGGCUUCGUGGUGGAAACGGGCAUCCGAUGGGUUGGUCUCGGAGGCAAGGACAUCACCAGGCACCUCGCGGCCUUGGUCAAUGCAAAGGUGGGAUUAUUGGGGGGCGACGACUUCGACCCGGAUGACCCUUGCGACGUGAUGAAGCUCGAGGCUCUCAAGGCGAAGGUCUGCUUCGUGUCGGAGGACGUUGACAAGGACAACGCUAAGAUGGAGCUGAGCAUGUCGAAGCCUUACACCCUCCCCGACGGCACUCGGGUCACACUCGGGCGGGAGCGUUACAGGGCCGCGGAGCUGCUGUUCGACCCCGCGAUGAGCUUGAGGGAGGAAGAGUCUUUGCCGAACACCGUUCUCGACUCCAUCCUGUCCUGCGACCGCAAGACCUGGCCGAUCCUGGCUCAGACCGUCAUCCUCACCGGGGGCACAACCGAGAUGCCCGGCCUCAACCGACGCCUCCAGAGGGAGCUCACCAAGGCCUCCCGUGCCAACGGGGUUCGCCUGAAGUACACCGUCAUGGGCCCUGAAGAUGACCACAACAACACCGUGUGGAUCGGCGGGUCCAUGCUUGUGUCUGCCGGCGCCCUAGACGGGCUGUGGUUCACUCGCGCCGAGUACGAGGAGUACGGUGCCGGAUACAUUCACUCCAAAUUCGCAGCGUGAUUCAACGCACAAGAAGGCUGACACGCAGCAGCAGCAGCAGCAGCAGCAGCAGCAGCAGCAGAAGUGGCAGCUGUUGUAGCAGUACUCGUUAUGGCGCUGGGACUUGAAACGUACGCUUUGUCCGCCAAGCUUCGUGCAUGUACUAGCAGCAGCACCGGUGUGGCCCACCAGUGCCCACCGCUGGUGUAUUCUGCUGCGGUUCUUUAGAUUCUGUCAUCGAGGACAGAAUACAACAAUUUUUGCAAGCUGUAUGAAUAGAAGCUGGGCAGGGGCGGAAAUGGAGGGUGAUCGUGCACGUUUUCGGCCUUCGGAAGAGAAUGAAUGAGGAUGGGAGAGCUAUUUGAAUAAGCUCCGGCGCAACAGAGUGGUUUUCGCAACGAGUGGUGUUGUCGACGUUGAUGGCGUGAGGGAGGACGAAUAGACAACCCACAACCAGGCCAGGGCGCACAGCUGUAUCGUAUUGCACCGAACAAAACAUCAACAGACCCCCUGUUGUUGCGCACCAUGGGACUGGGCGCGCUGGGACGGGCGCUGCUACAGCUACUACUAUUAAUGGAGGUAGUCUUAGAUCGUGCCGUAUUGCUCGCCGGGACGUACUCCUGUUUUUUCUGUCGGCCAGUUAGCGAGCAUGCGGCGGCGGCUCACGGCGUACUAUUAGUCUGGCGAGGUCAUUUUUUGUCCCGUGUACGUGUGAUUGUUCUCAUUGUUGGCAUCGACCGCGCUAAACGGCUGACCAAUGAAAAGACGUCAGUCUCAGUGCGGUAGAGAACACGAAACAAUUCUGAAUGCCAUUAACUGGGACCCUUGAGGGGGCGCGGCAUGAGGGAUACGUGUGUGUGUAUAUGUCUUGUGCUUGUUUUGAUUUUGGUGGGGGACGUUUGCCUCAGCCGCGAGAGAGUCGGGGCUGCUGCCUUGUCGUGCCCACCGCUUGCUUUGUCCGAAUGGUAGAGAAUCAAUCCUGCUUUGGUUCGGAAAAGGUUGGUCCGGUUGUGUCUCGGCUGCCGGGGGGCACGAGGGACCUAGAAAGCGGCAGGGGGGGGGGAGGGGUG